AUGUCAAACAGAGAAUGCAAUUUCUUGCUGUUUCUUCCCGUUUCGUACGCGUUUCGUGUGUGUUGUACUUUUCUUCAUCGUCGUAGUUGUCGUCGUUGUUAAAAUUAAAAACCUAUUGUUUUUAAUAACUUUCAUUUAUUUUCAUAACGAAAAAACGUAUACAAAACAACGAAUUGUUAUUUCCCCGUAAACGUCGAUAAAGGAAAAUCGUUUCAUUUUCGAAAACAGAAAAAAAAAUGUAAUAAUGUGGCCCAAACGAAUUGUGAACAACGAAUUUUUCGCCGUGUGUCGGUUGUGAAUUUCGGCAUAAACGAACAAAUCGACAAACGAAAGAAAUUAUCGAGCCAACUUUUAGGCGUAAAGAAUUCAAGCUGUUAAUCCUUCGCCUAUUGCAUGUUGGCAAUUCACGUGAACUCAAAAUGAAGAAGUGAAUCAGUGAGACAAGCGAACACACAGAAAGCGCAUGGCUGUCACACGCAAUGCUCAAAGUAAUUUGUGUCUUUAACGGUAAAUUUAUAAGUGGUUAAAUCAAGUAAAUAAUAUUUGGCUAAAAUAAAAGCAGGUAAACGAACAACUAACGACCAACAGCCAACAACCAGCACUUUGGAGUUCGAUGAAAAACUCAAUAUCAGACAUAAAUCGCAGCAUAUCUUAAGGCGUUUCUACUCGCCCAAACUUUGAAACAAUCACUGUGAAGAAGAAAUCCGCUGAAAAUCUCUGCAAACGAAACUAAACAAAUUUAUAACAGAAGUUUUUUAUAGAAAUUAUUUGUGCACAAAGCAAGGAUGGCCAGUGUCUUUGUGGUGAUUCGUCGUGACGCCAGUUAGACCCAUAGACGAAGAGUACCCAAAAAAAGAUAAAAUAAAAAAAAAAAUACAAAAAAAAAGAAAAAUUAAUUAUAAUAACGCAGUGAAAAUUAAACGUUUAUUAAGUGAAAAAGUGAAAAAUAAAAACUACACACCGAAGGAAGCUUCAGACCAAAGCGCAAAGAAAGCUAGCAAAAGAGGGCGAUACUCGCCUUUGUUUCAAAAAAGCUUCCAAAUUUGUUGAAGUAGAUACAAAAACGCCUAAACGCCUUCAACCACGGCUCGCCUUUGUUAUCGUAUAGCAGCAGUUCAAGUGAAGUUCAACGCUCACCCAUCAUCAUCAUCAUCAUCAUCGGCAUUGUCAUCAUAACCAUCAACAACAACCACAUAAACAUCAACAACAACAAUAGUUGUCACGAUGGCCGAUAAGGGAAAGGAAGCCCCCAAAAAUGCGGAACAAAAGAAUCAAGUGACCCGUGCCAUGCCCGAACAGAGCAACGACUAUCGUGUUGUUGUGUUUGGUGCCGGUGGUGUGGGUAAGAGUUCACUGGUCUUACGUUUUAUUAGGGGAACCUUCCGCGAAACUUAUAUACCGACCAUUGAGGACACUUAUCGGCAGGUUAUCAGUUGCAAUAAAAAUAUUUGCACGUUACAAAUAACCGACACAACUGGCUCACACCAAUUUCCGGCUAUGCAAAGACUGUCCAUAACCAAGGGUCAUGCGUUCAUAUUGGUCUAUUCCGUUUGCUCAAAGCAGAGUUUGGAGGAGCUGCGACCUAUUUGGCAAAAUAUUAAAGACCUUAAGGGUCCGGAUGUUGUUAAUAUACCCGUUAUGUUGGCGGGCAACAAGAGCGACGAAAGUGCUGAGUUGCGUGAGGUCACAGAGGCUGAGGGGCAGGCACAGGCAACCGCCUGGGGUAUAUCGUUCAUGGAGACAUCAGCCAAAACCAAUCACAACGUCACCGAACUAUUUCAGGAGCUGCUCAACAUGGAAAAAUCGCGUAUUGUGUCGCUGCAGCUGGACGUCAAAAAGCAAAAGAAGCAAAAGAAGGAGAAGAAAAGUAAGGAGAGUAAUGGUGCCAUACCGGAAAACGGCGACGGAGCAGCCGGUGCCAAGGAGAAAUGUCAACUUAUGUAAGGCCAACAGUGGAGUUUAGAGUAAACGGAAUGACGGGUUAGAGUUGAAGUUUGGCAGGUCUAAGGGACAGUCUACGAGAUGGCGGUGGUGGAGUUAGUAAAUGAAGCCUUGCUCAUAUUGAAAAAGCUCUCAGUUUUAUAUAGAAAAAUAAGUGAGAGAAAAAGGAGAAUAUGCUAAUAAGGAGCAGAUGCUAAUAAUUCAGCAGAUGACACCGGAGAGUUGUUGUUGACAAUUAUACUCGUUUUGAAUUCACUUCAAUUAGCUUUAAAAAAAAACAAUUUUUAACUUAUACUCAAAUGUUACGUAUUUU
Ceratitis capitata (Mediterranean fruit fly) is the source of this 2254-nucleotide messenger RNA. Its product is annotated as GTP-binding protein Di-Ras2. Gene Ontology annotation, biological process: signal transduction. NCBI's taxonomy places the organism in Eukaryota, Metazoa, Arthropoda, Insecta, Diptera, Tephritidae. The transcript is spliced from 5 exons. Bases 1225 to 1944 code for a protein of 239 amino acids. Gene Ontology annotation, cellular component: plasma membrane. The record is from RefSeq and is a predicted model, not a curated record. Gene Ontology annotation, molecular function: GTP binding; GTPase activity; GDP binding.